Molecule: messenger RNA, 1421 nt
Organism: Sorex fumeus (smoky shrew)
Lineage: Eukaryota; Metazoa; Chordata; Mammalia; Eulipotyphla; Soricidae
Gene: CLDN5
Product: claudin 5
Exons: 1
Coding region: 98-757 (219 amino acids)
Biological process (GO): bicellular tight junction assembly; cell adhesion
Cellular component (GO): plasma membrane; bicellular tight junction
Molecular function (GO): structural molecule activity
Source: RefSeq, a predicted model, not a curated record
UAGGAACCCCCGCGGGACGCGGAGCGGCUCGGCAGAGGCACCGCGGCGUUCGCCGGGAGGCCCCGGGGGCCGUCGGACGCGCGCCUCGCCUCCAGCCAUGGGGUCGGCGGCGUUGGAGAUCCUCGGCUUGGUGCUGUGCCUGGUGGGCUGGGUGGGCUUGAUCCUGGCGUGUGGACUGCCCAUGUGGCAGGUGACCGCGUUCUUGGACCACAACAUCGUGACGGCGCAGACCGCCUGGAAAGGGCUGUGGAUGUCGUGCGUGGUGCAGAGCACCGGGCAGAUGCAGUGCAAGGUGUACGACUCGGUGCUGGCGCUGAGCCCCGAGGUGCAGGCGGCGCGCGCGCUCACCGUGGGCGCCGUGCUGCUGGCGCUCGUCGCGCUCUUCGUGAGCCUGGCGGGCGCGCAGUGCACCAACUGCGUGUCGCCGGGCCCCAGCAAGGCGCGCUUGGCCCUCACGGGCGGCGUGCUCUACGCGGUCUGCGGGCUGCUGGCGCUCGUGCCGCUUUGCUGGUUCGCCAACAUCGUGGUCCGCGAGUUCUACGACCCGACCAUCCCCGUGUCGCAGAAGUACGAGCUGGGAGCUGCUCUGUACAUCGGCUGGGCGGCGUCGGCGCUGCUCAUGUGCGGCGGCGGCAUCAUGUGCUGCGGCGCCUGGGUCUGCACCGGCCGGCCUGACCUCGGCUUCCCGGUGAAGUACUCAGCGCCGCCUCGACGGCCCGCAGCCAGCGCCGACUACGACAAGAAGAACUACGUCUGAGGGCGCCGGGAACGGCGGGAGUCCUCGCGCCGGCCGCGCGCCUGCGAACCGGAGGACUGGCUGGGGGAACCUUUCAUGGACCCAGGUCUCCGCUGGAGCGCGCCGCCCUGCGCACGGGCUCGGCGGAAGGCUCAGCUGUGCCUGGACGCUGCUCCUAGCCGGGACUGACCAGCCCCCUGCUCGCGGCCCAUUCUUUCAAAAUGUCACCCACGGGAUCCUGGGCCGCCCCCUGUCCGGAGCAAGUGACACACACUUGGCAGGACCUGCUUGGUUUCUCUGUGCCAACUGCUGGCUCCGAAGAGGAGGGUGGGGCACAGGUCCAGUGGCCCCGUAGGAUGGAAGAUGCCGCUUCUCAGCCUAACCCUAGGGAAAGUGGAUGAUCAAGUACAUCCCAGCAGCUUCUGCUGCUUCUAGAAGGACAGGAGCUGAGGGUCGGGCUCUCUGGGCUUUGGGAUACAUUUGCAGCCGAUGCUGACCCUCAUCAUCAGCAGGACCUGAGUCCGAGAGAACCGACACUUGGCUUGAACCUCUCGGCCUCACCCUAGCAAGCUCCCAGGCCAGGCUUAUGAACACCAGAUCCUGGGAGUGGGGCUGGGGCACUGUGCUCCGGCACAGCUUGCGGGGGAGGGAGAGGAUUUGCUUAGUAAAUGGCUUGAACACCUUC